CCCCCCCCCCCCUCUCACUAUACAUUUCUCACCUGAAAAAACAAGAAAGAAAUGGAGAACUUAGUAAUAAUACGAAGCAUCUCAAAAUCUCCACUAACAACCCAAAGCAAGCAAGAGAGUCAAUCAGAAUUCUCACAAAAACCCAUCAAAUCGUCAAUCUCCUUCGCCAAAAAUCCUCUCCCAAAAUUCAUCGACUCCCACUUGGACUCCCUCUGCAAAAACGGAAGCUUAAACGAUGCCGUAACAGUUCUUGACUCCGUAGCUCAACAAGGGUCCAAGGUAACACCCAGGACUUACAUGAAUUUACUCCAAUCUUGCAUCGACACCAAUUCUAUUAAUCUGGGACGAAAGUUUCAUGCUCGGAUUAGUGUCGUGCAGGAAAAAUCUCCAGUUAUCGAAACUAAGUUAGUUAGUAUGUAUGCGAAAUGUGGGUAUUUAAGGGAUGCACGCAAGGUGUUUGAUGAAAUGUCUGAGAGAAGUUUGUUCACGUGGUCGGCGAUGAUCGGUGCGUGUUGUAGAGAGAAGAGGUGGAAGGAAGUUGUGGAGCUUUAUUAUAUGAUGAUGAAAGAUAAUGUUUUGCCUGAUGGGUUUUUGUUACCUAAGAUAUUGCAAGCGGUUGGGAAUUGUCGGGAUGUAAAGACUGGAGAAUUGUUGCAUUCUUUUGUGGUUAGAUGUGGGAUGGGAAGUUCUCCGCGUGUUAAUAAUUCGAUUUUGGCUGUGUAUUCAAAGUGUGGGAAGUUGAGUUUAGCGAGGAGGUUUUUUGAGAGCAUGGAUGAGAGAGAUAUAGUGGCUUGGAAUGCUAUGAUGUCUGGUUAUUGUUUGAAGGGUGAGGUUGAGGAAGCACAUCGAUUAUUUGAUGCAAUGUGUGAAGAAGGGAUUGAACCGGGUUUAGUUACUUGGAAUAUAUUGAUUGCUGGUUAUAACCAGAAAGGGCAAUGUGAUGUUGCGAUGAAUUUGAUGAAGAAGAUGGUCAGUUUUGGGGUUAGCCCUGAUGUUGUUGCAUGGACUUCUAUGAUUUCGGGGUUUGCUCAAAAUAACAGGAACGGUCAGGCGUUGGAUUUGUACAAGGAGAUGAUUUUGGCAGGGGUUGAACCAAAUGGAGUUACCAUUACGAGUGCUUUAUCAGCUUGUGCAUCUUUGAAGGUGUUGAAUACGGGGUUGGGAAUUCAUUCCCUUGCUGUUAAGAUGAGUUUUGUUAAUGAUGUGCUAGUUGGGAAUUCACUCAUUGACAUGUACUCGAAGUGUGGGCAGCUGGGUGCUGCUCAGCUGGUAUUUGAUUUGAUGUCAGAGAAGGAUCUUUAUACGUGGAACUCAAUGAUUGGAGGAUAUUGUCAAGCUGGAUAUUGUGGCAAGGCCUAUGUGCUAUUCACGAAGAUGCAGAAGUCUCAGGUACAACCUAAUGUUGUUACUUGGAAUACAAUGAUAUCGGGAUAUAUUCAAAGUGGUGAUGAGGACCAAGCCAUGGAUCUCUUUCAUAGGAUGGAGAAGGAGGGAGAAAUCAAGCGGGAUAAUGCAUCAUGGAACUCUCUGAUAGCUGGUUUUAUGCAAAUUAGGAAAAAAGACAAGGCAUUAGGCAUAUUUCGACAAAUGCAAUCUUUCUGCAUUAGUCCCAACCCUGUUACCAUUUUGAGCAUGUUACCAGCUUGUGCAAGUUUAGUUGCGCUAAAAAAAGUCAAAGAGAUCCAUGGUUGUGUGUUGCGCAGAAAUCUAGUUUCUGUUCUCUCUAUUUCAAACUCCCUUAUUGACACAUAUGCCAAAUCAGGGAAAAUAGAAUAUUCAAGAGCAAUAUUUGAUAGAAUCCCAUCCAAAGAUUUCAUCACUGUGAACUCAAUGAUUACUGGGUAUGUCUUACAUGGUUGUUCAGACUCUGCGCUUGGUCUCCUUGAUCAGAUGAGAGAGUUGGGACUUAAACCCAACAGAGGUACUCUUGUGAAUAUUAUCCUUGCGCACAGUCUUGCUGGAAUGGACGGCGAGAAGAAACCGGUGGCUGUUGGACCAUGGGGUGGUCAAGAAGGAUUUCUUUGGGAUGACGGAGUACACUCCACAGUAAAACAGCUGGUGAUAGCCCAUGGAGCAGGUAUUGACUCCAUCCAGGUAGAGUAUGAUAGGAAAGGGACUUCAGUAUGGUCACAGAUCCAUGGUGGCAAUGGAGGCAUGAAAACAACGGUCAAGCUUGACUGCCCAGAUGAGUUUCUUACUUCAGUCCAUGGAUAUUAUGGCAGUUUGGAUGGUUGGGGCCCUGUAUUUGUUCGCUCACUCACAUUUCGAAGCAACAAGAAAACUUAUGGACCAUUUGGUGUUGAGCAAGGAACUUAUUUUUCAUUUCCAAUGUCCGGGGGAAAGAUUGUUGGGUUCCAUGGGAAGAGCGGCUGGUACCUUGAUGCAAUUGGCAUAUAUUUGAAACCUCUACAGAAACAGAAGACCUCGAAAGCUCUGGUCCAAUCAAAAAGUUACAUUAACAACGGGACUGAGAAUAUUAGCUAUUCGAUGAUGCAGGGUGCAGGAAAUGGUUUUGAUAUAUUUGUUGCAGUAAAGCAGAAGGAUGAUUUUGGCAAAUUCUCAACUCAAAAUUCUCUAGAGUACAGCAGUGGGGGAACCAAUAGAAAGGAUGAUUUUGGCAGCCCUCUGCCUAGCAAACUCUCAAGACAAAUUUCUCGAGAGUUCAGUGACUCAGAAAGCAACAAAAACGAUGAUUUUGGCAGCCUUCUGCCAAGGAUGCUUUCAACACCAAUCUCUCGAGAACUCAGCGAUGCAGGAACUAACAAGACAAUUGCUACCGAAAGGGUGCCCUCAAAAACUGAAGGGGUGAUUGUACAUGGACCCUGGGGUGGUGUUGGUGGUUCCAAGUUUGACGAUGGAACCUACACUGGAAUUAGGCAAAUCCAUUUAUCACGCCAUGUUGGAAUUGCAUCCAUAAGAGUUCAAUAUGAUCGUGAUGGGCAGGCUACAUGGGGAAGCAAACAUGGAAAAGGUGGAGGAUUUAAAUCAGACAAGAUAAUCUUUGACUAUCCAUAUGAAAUACUCACACGGGUGACAGGAACGUACGGACCCUUAAUGUACAUGGGGCCUAAUAUUAUCAGGUCUCUUACUUUCUACACAAACAAAGGGAAGCACGGGCCAUUUGGAGAAGAACAAGGUCCCACCUUCACGAACAAAAUUGAUGAAGGGAAAAUCAUAGGAUUCCACGGGAGGGAGGGUUUUCUUCUUGACGCUAUUGGGGUACAUGUGUUGGAAGGAACAGUAAAACCAGCAAAGCAUCACCUUUCUGAUGCAAUUAAACAAGCUGAAGCAGAUGUUGCUGAGAUAGAUAAUUCUCCAUGGUCUAAUAAACUAGUAGCAGCAAGACCAGGCCAAACCGAGGAGGUUGUUUGUGGGGUGAUAAAAGAGCCAGCUCCAUGUGGACCGGGUCCUUGGGGUGGAGAUGGAGGUCGGCCAUGGGAUGAUGGAGUAUUUUCUGGGAUUAAGCAGAUAUUUAUUACCAGAGCAGAAGCUAUGUGUUCAAUACAGAUUGAGUAUGAUCGAAAUGGCCAAUCUGUUUGGUCUAUAAAACAUGGAGGCAAUGGAGGAACUGCCACACAUAGGGUGAAAUUGCAGUGCCCCCAUGAAGUGCUUGUAUGUUUAUCAGGAUAUUAUGGUCCCAUCGGUAGUGAUGGGAAUAGUCCUAAAGUUAUCAAGUCACUUACUUUUCAUACUAGUCGAGGAAAUUACGGUCCAUUCGGUGAAGAAAUUGGAACAUUUUUCACUUCAACUACGACUGAGGGCAAGGUUGUUGGCUUCCAUGGAAGAAGCAGCGCAUACAUGGAUGCCAUCGGUGUCCAUAUGCAACACUGGCUAGGAAAUCACAGAUCCCCGAAGCCUUCUUCUCUGUUUAAGAUCUUCAGUUGAUCCAUAACAAAAAAUGGUUUAUCAGCAUUCUCGAACUAUAAAUCCAUAUUUCAUGUGUGAUAGAUAUUGCGUUUUGUAGUUCAAAGGUUGACCUCAUCCCGGAUUCUGUCAUUGACACUAUAUCCUCUAUUGUGUUUCUGUUCUAAAAAAUAAAAAACUUUUCUUUCCGGAUUCAA
This is a messenger RNA of Populus trichocarpa (black cottonwood), 4061 nucleotides long. Its product is annotated as jacalin-related lectin 3. The record is from RefSeq and is a predicted model, not a curated record. Lineage: Eukaryota; Viridiplantae; Streptophyta; Magnoliopsida; Malpighiales; Salicaceae. The transcript is spliced from 7 exons. Gene Ontology annotation, biological process: RNA modification. Gene Ontology annotation, molecular function: carbohydrate binding; protein binding; RNA binding. Bases 52 to 3885 code for a protein of 1277 amino acids.